GGAAAAGGAGGGGAGGGAGGAGAGAGCAGGGGGCUGAGCUGAUCCCACGUGUGACGCUGUCGUUCCCGGCUCAGUAAUAUUCUCAUAGCGGGGCUUUGCAUAUCUCCUGCCCGUCUGUGUGUCUGUCACUGUCACUGUUCCUGUAGUCCCAGCCGAUAGUUAGGAAUAGCUAUGGAAGGAGACGGGAGUCAAGGCACAUCCGGAAGCCUAAGCGACUCACAACAUGACCCGGGUAAAAUGUUUAUCGGUGGCCUCAGCUGGCAAACCUCACCAGACAGCCUUAGAGACUAUUUUAGUAAAUUUGGAGAAAUAAGAGAAUGUAUGGUGAUGCGAGACCCCACGACGAAACGCUCAAGAGGAUUUGGGUUUGUGACAUUUACAGAUGCUGCCAGCGUAGAAAAAGUCUUAGCUCAGCAACACCACGAAUUAGACUCCAAGACGAUUGAUCCUAAGGUUGCCUUUCCACGUCGCGCCCAGCCUAAGAUGGUCACAAGAACGAAGAAAAUAUUCGUGGGUGGCCUUUCAGCCAAUACAGUAGUGGAAGAUGUGAAGCAGUAUUUUGAACAGUUUGGGAAGGUUGAUGACGCCAUGCUUAUGUUUGAUAAGACUACAAACAGACAUAGAGGAUUUGGUUUCAUAACUUUUGACAGUGAAGACAUCGUUGAGAAAGUCUGUGAAAUUCAUUUUCAUGAAAUCAAUAAUAAAAUGGUAGAAUGUAAGAAGGCCCAGCCCAAGGAGGUGAUGUUCCCUCCUGGAACACGAGGGCGAGCCAGGGGUCUGCCCUACACCAUGGAUGCCUUCAUGCUAGGGAUGGGCAUGCUGAGUUACCCCAAUAUCGUGGCUACGUAUGGCCGUGGAUACACUGGAUUCGCACCCAGCUACAGCUACCAGUUCCCUGGCUUCCCAGCGACAGCAUACGGACCGGUGGCGGCGGCGGCGGUCGUAGCAGCGCGUGGCUCAGGUAGGGGGGCCCGUGGAAGAGGCGGCUACUUGGCGUACCCACAGAGCACAGGGCCAGGCCUCCCCGAUUAUGGGUUUUACUCGGCACCCGGUGACCAAAGGGGGGGCCCCUGCUCCUUUGCUGACUAUGCCUCCCUGGGGCCCCAGGCGGCUCAGAUGCUGCACAGUGAGCAUGCCACCUCCGCCUGCAACUCCCCCCUCCAGCACCUACACAGCCCGGAUCAGUUUAAGAACCCAGUUGCCAACCAGUCAAGACCCGGAGGUUUCCACGGCACCAACAGCCCAGGGCCUGUGGCCGACCUUUACGGACCCAGCAGCCAGGAUUCGGCUGUGGGCAACUACAUCAGCGCCGCCAGCCCUCAGCCUGGUUCCGGGUUCGGCCCCAGUAUCACCGGCGACGCAGUUCAGCAGCGGUGUCAUGAAGAGACGGUCCGCCCCCCCUUUCCACCCCCCAAGUGUGUCAAAGGUAUGCUUCGGACGCUAUGGCUAUGCAUAUUCAUGAUUGCAAGACACACGUGCCUCAGCAUUUAUUAAAGGUAAUUAUAAGCUGCGUAGAGAUGCCAGCAUGCUUAAUUGGCAAUUACAGGUAUCGGUGAAAAUGACGGGACGUCAUCCGAAAUAAUCACGCUGCAUUUAUACCUUAAAAAUGACUGGGAAAGACGCCAUUGUAGGAAUUGCUAUGUAUACUGAGUAACGUUCAUUCGACUUGAUUUUAUGUGAAUCACAAAAUUAUCUCUCCUCCCAGGCCUGUAAUGGUUGUUCCUCAUCGGCAGCGGAACAUUUUUUUGACAGGGCUGUGUAAUGGAGUCCAUGGCUGCUUGCUUGAGUGAGUGAGUGAGUGAGUGAGUGAGUGAGUGAGUGAGUGAGUGAGUGAGUGAGUGAGUGAGUGAGUGAGUGAGUGAGUGAGUGAGUGAGUGAGUGAGUGAGUGAGUGAGUGAGUGAGUGAGUGAGUGAGUGAGUGAGUGAGUGAGUGAGUGAGUGAGUGAGUGAGUGAGUGAGUGAGUGAGUGAGUGCGUGCGUGCGUGCGUGCGUGCGUGCGUGCGUGCGUGCGUGCGUGCGUGCGUGCGUGCGUGCGUGCGUGCGUGCGUGAGUGAGUGAGUGAGUGAGUGAGUGAGUGAGUGAGUGAGUGAGUGAGUGAGUGAGUGAGUGAGUGAGUGAGUGAGUGAGUGAGUGAGUGAGUGAGUGAGUGAGUGAGUGAGUGAGUGAGUGAGUGAGUGAGUGAGUGAGUGAGUGAGUGCGCGUGCGUGCGCGUGCGCGUGCGUGAUGAGACACUCAGGUGGCGGCUGCCUCCCAGAAUGCACCUCUAAUGCGGAGGCCACCGUGCAAAUUGACGUGACAUUGAUGGGCACUCUCUCACCGGCGCCCGCACAGCCACUCCAUUUGCUAAUAAUUGCUGAUUAAAAACCACUUAAGAGUCCAUGACAACUCGAAUGUGCAUUAACCACAUGACCUUGUGCCAAUCGUCACACGCAUGCCGCUUCUCAUAAAAAAGUAAAGGUAUGGGGAAGCAACACCAACAAAUGCCGUUCACUUUAUCAACUUUAGAAAGUGAGAACAUUCCAUGGAUUGUUGUAGAACCUUUGGAAUAAUGUUGUACGGGGGUUGCCUUGAGAUAUCAGUUAGGUAGCAGAAGUUCUAGCUAAUAUGCAUCCUGGCUCCUUUUCAUGUUGCUCAAAGAAUCAUCUCGAGUCAGGUGACCGCCGUUCAUCCUCAAAAGCAAAAACGUUACGUGAGCAUUGCCGUUGCUUCUUAUCAAACAGAAGGUCAUUUGUGUGAGGCCAUUUGCUACAAUAUCUGCUGGUGUAAAAUACACAGCGGGGAUGCAGUUUCAUUUUUCAGACAAGGACACAUUCAAGGUCAACCGCAGCAUCCCUCACAACACGAGCUAGAAUUCAACCCCAUAGCAAAGCAAUAAUGGACAUGGCAUUGUUGAAGUGGUGAUGUGUUUGUGUGUGUUUCAUACAGUACAUGGCCUUAUCAAUCCUUGCACAACACAAAACAAUUUGCUCAUGUUUCUCCAAUGAAUAGCUGUGCCCUCCUUUCCUCCACAUUGAGCGAUAAAUGUAUGCACAAUUUCAGAAACACAAUCAGUGCACUGAAUGGAAGCGCACAUUUUCUGUAGGAAAAAAAAACCCCUCAUUGUUGUUCUCGAGCUAUGCAAAAAUAGUCAAUGGGCCAUAUCACACAAAGUGAAACACACGUUAACACUCGCCGCGUCUCGCUCGCUCUUUCCCCCAUGCAAGCCCACCAAGCACAAAGCUGAAUUCCACCAGGCAGCAAACAAUGUGUGCAAGCACAAUGUUGACUCGGUCCAGUCCGUGUCUCUUGUAGUUAUUGGAUAUUGAUUUCACUUAGAAUGUCAAAAACAUUCAAAAUAAAAAUGUCUUUUCUUUCCCUGCCAAGCAGUCCAUUUUGCCACAUCCUUAGGCCAUCUGACACAGUAGCAGAUAUUUUGCCCCCAUUGUGGAUUAUGUUUGUUUUGCCAUAUAGAUUUAUUUCCUACUCUGAAAUGAAUAAAUUCAUCAAGUCCAUGCUAUGAAUAUUAGAAACACAAUUUUUCAUUCCAAUAACCUAUCAAUUGGAAUGUGAAAUACCUCUAGAAAUCCAAACAAGGCUGAGCCCAAAAUGAAAUACCAACCAACAUAAAGGCAAAUGUUUUUUAAUCAUCCUUUGUCAAAUUUUACACAUCCAAAAACAGAACAAAAAUGUUAACAUUGCAACACAUGCAGUCCUGUAUUGUAUGACUUUCUCAGUUUAACAUCACAGCCCUAUCUUACUUUGGAAUGGCAAAUAAUAUUCACUCCUCAGCCGAUCAUACUUGGAUUUGAGAGACAGAGGCGAUGAAGUCCACGGGAAGACUUUCUCUAACUUCUUGCAUUUUCCUUCUGGCCCGUUGAAACGCCUCUGGCAGAGUCAAAGAGCAGCCGCAUCAUCAAAAUGUAGUCAUAGAUUGUGAUAACAUAUUAGUCCAGUUCCUCUGAGAAGAGUCUUCGGCUUACCCAUGGUGCUUAAGAGAGUAUCACGGUGAUGGAAUCCUUGGGCCUGGUCAAAAGUGUUCUGCCACCUUCUCCUUGCUGCAGUGGAAUUGGCAAAAUCUCUAGAGGAUGUGACAGAGCGAUGUGGCAAACCGAUGAAGACAAGUUUCCAUUACAAAUCUGUAAGCUAAGCAAUUACCUCGACUGCUGAAUGCAGUGAAAACGAAAAGUCACACUCCCCGAGGUUUGUGUACAAAAUCCAAAGCGACUGAGCCUGUCCCCCUGCCGUCAGAAAAGGAAAUAAACGACGUUAAGACACGCACACCUGGUCCUGGUUUGUGCAGACAUUUUGGGGUUUACCUUAAAAUGGCCUGGUACCCUCACGUAGCUCAGGUCCUCCAGUUCCGGGGAACCUCCGAUAAAGAAGCGCCUCAUGGCCGAGGCCGUGCCCGUCUGAAGGGGUCUCCACGUGUGACGCGUCAAGGUGUGCAGUCCUACAAAUUACACAAACUUGAACGCGGCGUACACGUGUUUUUCGCGGCGGGCUCGUCGCUGCCACCGUGGCAACAUUCACACGCAACUUUAAUAGGACAGGGGUUGCCGGCAGUGUUGAACAGCUUUGCCCCCUGCCAGUAAAGCCGCCGGAAGGACGAGGAGAGGCAAUAGAUUGGAUACUACUUUGAUAUGAUCAAUCUAAUAUAACUUUGUCAGCUGUCUGCCUCCCUAUCGAGUUGUCACGUUUGGCAGCGACAUACCAGGCGUGGAGGGAAAGAGCAGGUAGCCAUAGCCUUCGGUUCGAUAUCGCCACCAGGAGUCCAGUGAGAGAACCUUGAAAUACAACACUGGCCACCGGGGUCCGGAUUCUGCAACAACAGCAAAU
Molecule: messenger RNA, 4815 nt
Organism: Syngnathus typhle (broad-nosed pipefish)
Lineage: Eukaryota; Metazoa; Chordata; Actinopteri; Syngnathiformes; Syngnathidae
Product: RNA-binding protein Musashi homolog 2
Exons: 14
Coding region: 172-1494 (440 amino acids)
Cellular component (GO): cytoplasm
Molecular function (GO): RNA binding
Source: RefSeq, a predicted model, not a curated record